Molecule: messenger RNA, 1647 nt
Organism: Malassezia sympodialis ATCC 42132
Lineage: Eukaryota; Fungi; Basidiomycota; Malasseziomycetes; Malasseziales; Malasseziaceae
Gene: DBP2
Exons: 2
Coding region: 1-1647 (548 amino acids)
Molecular function (GO): RNA helicase activity; ATP binding; nucleic acid binding
Source: RefSeq, a predicted model, not a curated record
AUGUCGUACGGUGGUUCUAGCGGUGGUUACGGUAACGGCUAUGGUGGUGGCUACGGUGGUGGCUACGGUGGCGGCUACGGUGGUGGCUACGGUGGCGGUUACGGUGGUGGCUACAGCGGUGGCUACGGCGGCGGCUACGGAGGCGGCUAUGGCGGUGGCUACGGUGGCGGCUACGGCGGCAGCGGUGGCUCGCGUGGCGGCAGUAGUGGCGGUCUCGGCGCUGGCCUAUCCACUAUCAACUGGGACCAAGCUGAGUUAGUUCCCUUCGAGAAAAACUUUUACAAGGAGGACCCUGCUGUGUCGGCACGACCGGACGAAGAGAUUAAUGAGUUCCGCAAGUCAAAGGAGAUGACUCUGCGUGGUUCAGAUGUUCCCAAGCCUGUCAAGACAUUCGAAGAGGCUGGUUUCCCUGAAAUGAUCUUGCGUGAGAUCAGCAAGAUGGGCUUCCAAGAGCCGUCGGCGAUUCAGUCCCAGGCGUGGCCGAUUGCUCUGAGUGGUCGCGACUUGGUAGCGAUUGCCGAGACGGGCUCAGGUAAGACGAUCGGCUUUGCGCUGCCUAGCUUUGUGCAUAUUAAGGCGCAGCCACCGCUGAAGUAUGGCGAUGGACCUGUGGCCUUGAUUUUGGCGCCGACGCGUGAGUUGGCUGUGCAGAUCCAAAAUGAGUGCAACCGCUUCGGCUCGGCGUGCCGCGUCCGCACUGCGGCAGUGUAUGGUGGUGUGCCUAAGGGACCGCAGAUCCGCGAUCUUCAGCGCGGGGCGGAGAUUGUUAUUGCGACGCCGGGUCGUCUGAUCGACAUGUUGGAGAUUGGCAAGACGAACCUCCGUCGCGUGACGUAUUUGGUCAUGGAUGAGGCUGAUCGUAUGCUGGACAUGGGUUUCGAGCCCCAGAUCCGUAAGAUUGUGGAACAAAUUCGCCCUGAUCGCCAAACGUUGAUGUUUUCGGCUACGUGGCCGAAGGAGGUGCAGCGUCUGGCUGCAGACUUCUUGAACAACUUUGUGCAGGUCAAUAUUGGAUCGACCGAGUUGGCCGCGAACCACAAUGUGAAGCAGGUUAUUGAGGUGUGCACCGACUUUGAGAAGCGCGGCCGCCUCAUCAAGCAUCUGGAGCAUAUCAGCCAGGAAAACGGCAAGGUGAUUAUUUUCACGGGCACCAAGCGUAUUGCGGACGAGCUUACCAAAUUUUUGCGCGAGGACGGCUGGCCUGGUUUGGCCAUUCAUGGUGACAAGGAGCAAGGCGAGCGUGACUGGGUGCUGAAGGAAUUCAAGUCGGGUCGCAGCCCGAUUAUGGUGGCGACGGCUGUUGCCUCUCGUGGUCUUGUGAUCAACUACGACUUCCCGACCAAUACCGAGGACUACAUUCAUCAAAUCGGUCGUACGGGCCGUGCUGGUCGCAAGGGCACGGCAAUCACGUUCUUUACCUCGGAGAACUCCAAGUCCGCGCGCGAACUCGUGGGCAUUCUGCGCGAGGCCAACCAGGAGAUUCCACCCGAGCUGGACGAAAUGGUGCGCUAUUCGGGCGGUGGCCGCGGCGGUGGCCGCGGCUUCCGUGGCGGUCGUCGCGGAGGCGGCGGUGGCUUCCGCCGCUUUGGCGGCGGUCCUCGCGCCUCGGGCGCGAACAAUGUGAGCGUCGGCGGCUCGCGCUGGUAA